AUGAUGUAUGACUCUGAAGAGGAGUCCGCGCCGCCGGAAUUUGAUCUAAGGACUGGUCGCUAUGUGUCACACUCACGGCCGAUGCGUACUACCACACCCAAGAUCAAUGGUCAGUCCAAGGCUCAGAUACAAGAUGGUAAGGCGACGCCCGCCAGUACCGCGUUGACAAAGCGUGCGAACGGCCAUUUGGCACAGAUUGGUGGAGUAGUAUCACCAGGUGCCGAGUUCUUGCGUGAGAAGAGGACGUGGCAAGGCUUGGGAAGCGACUACAGGGAUGAAGAGGAGAACGAGGCAGUGAACGGGAAUGCAGCGAAGAUGGAGGAAGGCAGGAGUGGGAUUGCGAGGGGGUAUGUCGUUGGUAAGGAGGAUAGGGUGCAUUAA
This is a messenger RNA of Didymosphaeria variabile, 381 nucleotides long. RefSeq names its product Diphthamide biosynthesis protein 2. The coding region runs from base 1 to 381 and encodes 126 amino acids. The transcript is spliced from 2 exons. The record is from RefSeq and is a predicted model, not a curated record. Gene Ontology annotation, molecular function: 2-(3-amino-3-carboxypropyl)histidine synthase activity. Lineage: Eukaryota; Fungi; Ascomycota; Dothideomycetes; Pleosporales; Didymosphaeriaceae. Gene Ontology annotation, biological process: protein histidyl modification to diphthamide.